AUCCAAUGUGCUAAUAAAACUUCUCCACACGGAAAAGAGAGAGAAACAGAUUGCCUAGCUUAAACCCUACGUAUUCUCUUCCUCUCGAACAAACAAACCAACCAGGCCAGCUGCAAUCUUCUCUGCCUACUCAAUUCUAUCCCUGUUUUAUUCAGGUUGAGUUGUCUUUUCCCUAUAUAUAUGUGCUCCAGCUAAUUAUUCUGUCUAUUUCAGAUCCAAACUAGUUCACUUCUAACAUGCUACUGUUGUAUUUUUAAUCAGUCUCAUUUCUUGAAUUUGCUUCUUUCUAUAAGUUUUACUACUCUAGAUACUUAUGUGGUGCUCAUUAGUUCCUAAAUGAUGUUUUUUUAGAUCUUGACUGAAGGCAACAGAGGCCAACAUGAUUCUUGGGGGAGGCUAUUUUGAUGGUUCCCAUGAUCCUAUUCUCAUGGCAGGAUCGCUGAUUCAUGAUUCCUCCCAAUCUUCCAUCUAUGACAUUACAAAUGCCGAACAGCAGAACUUCACAGUCACCUCCUUUUCCAUGGAAGAUCUCUCCAAUCCAGCUAAUCUUACCUCAGAGCCUGCAAGGGUAAUCGGCCAUCUUCAACACCAGCUUGGGAUUGACAUGGAGAAGGACCACAGUGGCCACAUGAUACAAGAAGCGCCUCCAGUAGAAACUGCAAAUUUGGUUCCUGCUAGCUUCGGUGUCCAAGAUCAUAUCCUCAGCCAUCAGAUAGGAGAAGGUCCACAUAACAUAACUGUGGAACAACAGAUCCUGGACUACAAUGCUGUACCAUAUCCAAAUGGUGCUUACGCAGCUGCACAUGAUCUCUCAAAUGUUUUACAGAUCCAAAGGUGCAAUUUUACUCCUGAAUUUCCUUCAACGGAACAUAUCUUUGGUGAUUCAGCACAGAACACUGCCAAUCAUUUGGAGUUGAACAAUGACCUUCCAGGUGCAAUUCAUGAGAGUGGAAUGAUGUUCAGCGAUUCAACUCUACAGUUAAGUUAUCAUGCUACUCAAUCUCAUCUGUUGAAGGAUCUCUAUCAUUCACUGCCACAAAAUUAUGGGUUGUUUACAAGUGAUGAUGAGAGAGAUGGAAUGAUAGGGGUACCAGGGGUCCCAGAGAAUAUGUUCCAGGAGAUAGAUGGGAGGCAGUUCGAAAGUCCAAUACUGGGAAGCAGAAGACAGAAAGGUGGGUUUGGCAAGGGCAAGAGAAAAGCUAACUUUGCAACUGAAAGGGAGAGGAGGGAGCAGCUAAAUGUAAAGUAUGGGGCUUUAAGAUCACUGUUCCCAAACCCUACUAAGAAUGACAGGGCCUCUAUAGUUGGAGAUGCCAUUGAAUACAUCAAUGAGCUCAAUAGAACAGUGAAAGAACUGAAGAUCCUAGUGGAAAAGAAGAGGAACAGCACUGAUAGGAGGAAGAUGCUUAAGUUGGAUGAUGAGGCAGCUGAUGAUGGGGAAAGCUCUUCAAUGCAGCCAGUGAGGGAUGAUCAAAACAAUCAGAUGAACGGGACUAUAAGGAGCUCCUGGGUUCAAAGAAGGUCCAAGGAGUGUGAUGUUGAUGUCCGCAUAGUUGAUGACGAAAUAAACAUCAAGUUCACAGAGAAGAAGAGGGACAACUCUUUGCUUUGUGCUGCAAAGGUUCUAGAGGAGUUCCGUCUUGAGCUCAUCCAUGUUGUCGGGGGAAUUAUAGGAGAUCACCAUAUAUUCAUGUUCAAUACAAAGAUACCUAAGGGCUCCUCAGUGUACGCAUGCAUGGUGGCUAAGAAGCUCCUCGAAGCUGUGGAGAUGAAGCACCAGGCUCUUAAUAUCUUCAACUAG
This is a messenger RNA of Phragmites australis (common reed), 1801 nucleotides long. RefSeq names its product transcription factor EAT1-like. Gene Ontology annotation, biological process: anther wall tapetum development; regulation of DNA-templated transcription. Lineage: Eukaryota; Viridiplantae; Streptophyta; Magnoliopsida; Poales; Poaceae. The record is from RefSeq and is a predicted model, not a curated record. Bases 380 to 1801 code for a protein of 473 amino acids. Gene Ontology annotation, molecular function: protein dimerization activity. The transcript has 3 exons.